This is a messenger RNA of Diospyros lotus (date-plum), 3449 nucleotides long. RefSeq names its product plasma membrane ATPase 4-like. Gene Ontology annotation, cellular component: plasma membrane. The record is from RefSeq and is a predicted model, not a curated record. The transcript is spliced from 13 exons. Lineage: Eukaryota; Viridiplantae; Streptophyta; Magnoliopsida; Ericales; Ebenaceae. Gene Ontology annotation, molecular function: P-type proton-exporting transporter activity; ATP hydrolysis activity; ATP binding. Gene Ontology annotation, biological process: proton export across plasma membrane; regulation of intracellular pH. The coding region runs from base 366 to 3227 and encodes 953 amino acids.
AACAUCGCCACAAGCUUCCCGCCCAGUUCGGUUGGUUGGGCUUCCUCUGUCCAAGCUCGAUUGCUAUAUAACAAUGGCGGAAGCUCCAUCCUUCAUCACUCAGAGCAAAAAGCUUCCCCAAUUCGAAUUCCUCUCUCAAAAGAGAAAGAAAUACGGCCAACUGAAUGAAGCAUCUGUUCACUGACUUUGUGCGUGUAUAUAUCACAUGUACAUUCUGAAAUAAACUGGGCGGAUCGUGAUUAGGUUUUUGCAGGUGUUCGUCUUCGAGAGCCUCUGUGUAUCUUCUUCUUCUUCGCUGUCACCGAUUCCGGUUUCGAAAUUACGUACAGAGGGGUAGAGAGAGAGAGCGAGUGAAUUGAGAGAACAUGGCGGAGCGAGGUCUCAGCUUGGAGGAAAUCAAGAACGAGAAUGUCGAUCUCGAGCAUAUUCCGGUUGCGGAAGUGUUCGAGCAAUUGAAGUGUUCGAGGGAGGGCUUAACGAGCGAGGAAGGGCAGCAGAGGCUCCAAAUCUUUGGCCAGAAUAAGCUCGAGGAGAAACAGGAAAGUAAGUUACUGAAAUUCUUGGGUUUCAUGUGGAAUCCUCUGUCAUGGGUUAUGGAGAUUGCAGCCAUCAUGGCCAUUGCUUUGGCCAACGGAGGGGGGAAGCCCCCAGAUUGGCAAGAUUUCGUCGGCAUUGUGGUGCUGCUCAUCAUCAACUCUACCAUAAGCUUUGUUGAGGAAAAUAAUGCUGGUAAUGCUGCAGCGGCACUAAUGGCGGGUCUUGCUCCCAAAACAAAGGUGUUGAGAGAUGGGAGAUGGAGCGAGCAGGACGCUUCCAUCCUGGUACCGGGUGACAUAAUUAGCAUCAAGCUGGGAGAUAUCAUCCCAGCCGAUGCUCGUCUCUUGGAAGGCGAUCCGCUCAAGAUCGAUCAGUCUGCCCUGACUGGGGAGUCCUUGCCAGUGAAUAAGAACCCGGGCGAUGAAGUGUUUUCAGGUUCCACCUGUAAGCAGGGUGAGCUUGAGGCCAUUGUGAUUGCCACUGGAGUCCAUACCUUUUUUGGCAAGGCCGCUCACCUUGUUGACAGCACCAACCAAGUAGGCCAUUUCCAAAAGGUCCUGACAGCCAUUGGGAACUUCUGCAUCUGCUCCAUUGCAUUGGGAAUCAUCACAGAGUUGGUGGUGAUGUACCCAAUUCAGCACCGGAGGUAUAGGGAUGGGAUUGAUAAUCUACUGGUUCUACUCAUUGGAGGCAUCCCAAUUGCCAUGCCCACGGUGUUGUCUGUGACAAUGGCUAUUGGAUCCCACCGUCUGUCACAGCAGGGAGCCAUCACCAAGAGGAUGACAGCCAUUGAAGAGAUGGCCGGGAUGGACGUCCUCUGCAGCGACAAGACAGGGACUCUAACCCUCAACAAGCUUACAGUUGACAAGAACCUGAUUGAGGUUUUUGCAAAGGACGUGGACAAGGAAAGUGUAAUUCUACUUGGGGCAAGGGCCUCUAGGGUGGAGAAUCAGGACGCCAUUGACGCUUGCAUUGUUGGAAUGCUCGCCGACCCGAAAGAGGCUAGAGCUGGAAUCAAAGAAGUGCAUUUCCUGCCCUUCAACCCAGUAGAAAAGCGCACGGCCAUCACGUACAUUGACUCCCAUGACAAUUGGCACAGGGUUAGCAAAGGUGCACCAGAACAGAUUAUUGAGCUCUGCAACCUGAGGGACGAUGUGAAGAGGAAAGCCCAUGACAUCAUCGCUAAAUUUGCCGACCGGGGUCUCCGCUCGCUCGCCGUUGCUCAACAAACUGUACCAGAGAAGAACAAGGACAGUGCUGGAGGGCCAUGGGUGUUUGUGGGGCUCUUGCCUCUUUUUGAUCCACCAAGGCAUGACAGUGCAGAAACAAUUACCCGUGCCCUCAACCUUGGCGUCAAUGUCAAGAUGAUCACCGGCGAUCAGCUCGCCAUCGGCAAGGAGACUGGCCGCCGGCUCGGCAUGGGAACCAACAUGUACCCCUCUUCCUCCCUCCUUGGCCAGUACAAGGACGAAUCCAUCGCCAACCUCCCUGUUGAAGAGCUGAUCGAGAAGGCCGAUGGCUUCGCCGGAGUCUUCCCGGAGCACAAGUACGAGAUUGUGAAAAAGCUACAAGAGAGGAAACACAUCUGCGGGAUGACCGGAGAUGGUGUGAACGAUGCUCCGGCUCUGAAGAAGGCCGACAUCGGCAUUGCAGUGGCUGACGCAACCGACGCCGCCCGGAGCGCAUCCGACAUAGUUCUGACGGAGCCAGGGCUGAGCGUGAUAGUGAGCGCGGUCUUGACGAGCAGAGCCAUCUUCCAGAGGAUGAAGAACUACACCAUCUACGCCGUGUCCAUCACAAUCCGAAUCGUCCUGGGCUUCAUGCUCAUUGCUCUCAUCUGGAAAUUCGACUUCUCGCCCUUCAUGGUCCUCAUCAUCGCCAUCCUCAACGACGGAACCAUCAUGACCAUUUCAAAGGACAAGGUGAAGCCAUCUCCGAUGCCCGACUCUUGGAAGCUAAGGGAAAUCUUCGCCACUGGCAUCGUUCUCGGCACCUACCUGGCAAUCAUGAGCGUCAUCUUCUUCUGGGCUGCUCAAGAAUCCAACUUCUUCCCUGACAAGUUUGGCGUGAGAUCAAUUAGGGACAGCCCCACUGAGCUCACUGCAGCUCUCUACCUUCAAGUCAGCAUUGUCAGUCAGGCCCUCAUCUUCGUAACUCGGUCCAGGAGCUGGUCCUUCAUUGAACGCCCCGGUCUUCUUCUUGUCUCUGCAUUCUUUAUCGCCCAGCUGGUGGCUACGCUGAUUGCGGUAUAUGCCAACUGGGGCUUUGCGAGGAUCAGAGGCAUCGGCUGGGGCUGGGCGGGUGUGAUCUGGCUUUACAGCAUCAUCUUCUACUUGCCGCUGGACGUGUUCAAGUUCUUAAUCCGAUACGCACUGAGCGGCAGGGCCUGGGAUAAUCUCCUCCAGAACAAGACCGCUUUCACAACGAAGAAGGACUACGGGCGGGGAGAGAGGGAGGCACAGUGGGCUCUGGCUCAACGCACAUUGCACGGCCUCCAGCCACCCGAAUCUUCCGACCUCUUCAACGAGAAGAACAGCUACCGGGAACUGUCUGAGAUCGCCGAACAGGCCAAGCGACGCGCCGAAGUCGCUAGGCUAAGGGAGCUGCACACGCUGAAGGGGCAUGUGGAGUCGGUGGUGAAGCUGAAGGGGCUGGACAUAGAGACCAUUCAACAGCACUACACGGUGUGAGAGAGCGGGCAAUAGCCACACAGAUGGCUGGAAGCUUAAGACAAAUGAAGAGAAUAAAGAAGAGGAAUCUGUUUUUUUUUUCUUCUUUGAGCGUUGUUGCUAUGUAUUUUGUCAUUCUUGAUUUCCUCAGGGGCAGGAAAUUAAUAAACCGACCAGAUGACGAUGAUCAUCAGAUUGGUUGGCAACGGCGAUGUACCUUUUCCGAACUCAACCGAAUAAUAC